GUGACACAUUCGACAAGCGAGUGCCGUGGCUGUGCGACGUACGCGCGACUGGGGACUCUCUGAACGGCCCGCCGCGGCAGCUCCAACGACACACUCGGGGGAUAAACGCUCUCGAACUGCUCUCCGCACACAGCAACGGACUGCGAGAGGGAGAGAGAGAGAGAGAGAGAGAGUCGAACACAAAAUCCACGUGGUUCUUGCUUUCGCAAAACAAAGCAUGACGUUUGCUUGAAAAGUUGUUGUCAGCACUGUUUCGUUCGUGCGCGCGCGAUCGCAGAGGCUGCAGUGCUCGUUCGUUCGCGCGUGUUCACGUAGUUGUCCACAGUUUCAUACUCACUUUGCGGACAGUGUUUUUAAUACGGCCUCACCACGCGCUCCGACGAGUGGAAUAGCCUCCUGCCCAGCUCCACGAUUGUGGGUGCUGGCGGGUCACCAUGGCUGGGCCUCGGUGCUGCUGGUGGUGGCACUGGCACGACUGCUGGUGCCGGCAGCCCCGUCGAGUUGGAAGGACAUUGGGGACGAAAGUUAUACGGGGCAAGUGUUGCGCCACCGCCACCUCCGCCACAUCAUCAUCCAAGGGCGCCGCUUGUGUUUGCUCCUCAGGAUAUGAGACAGAUACUGAAGGAGGAACCCGUGCCCAGAGCUUGGCCACAGCCGGCGAUCGCCGACAAUGGAACAAAUGCUAUCGGGAGAGCUCACUUCGAGAAGCAGCCACCAAGCAAUCUGAGGAAAAGCAACUUCUUCCACUUCGUUAUCGCCCUCUACGAUCGCUCGGGUCAGCCGAUUGAAAUCGAGCGAACAAUGUUCGUCGGUUUCGUCGAGAAGGAUCAGGAGUCCGAGGGUCAGAAGACCAACAACGGCAUUCAGUAUCGACUCCAGCUUCUGUACUCGAACGGUGUGAGACAAGAGCAGGAUAUAUUCGUCAGACUGAUCGACUCCGUCACGAAACAGGCAAUUAUGUACGAAGGUCAAGACAAGAAUCCGGAAAUGUGCCGAGUUCUCCUUACCCAUGAAGUCAUGUGCAGUCGGUGUUGCGACAAGAAGAGCUGUGGCAACAGAAAUGAAACGCCUAGCGACCCCGUCAUCAUCGAUCGGUUCUUCCUCAAAUUUUUCCUUAAGUGCAAUCAGAAUUGUCUGAAAAAUGCUGGAAAUCCGAGGGACAUGAGACGUUUUCAGGUGAUUAUAUCGACGCAAGUCGGUGUAGACGGACCAUUGCUAGCAGUAUCGGACAACAUGUUCGUGCACAACAACAGUAAGCACGGAAGGCGAGCGAAGCGACUGGACCCAAGUGAUCCUGGCGAGUACAAUAAUCUGUAUCCACCAUUACAAAUGGCAACGCCCUGCAUUAAAGCGAUAUCGCCGAGCGAAGGCUGGACCACGGGCGGCUCAACCGUGAUAAUCAUCGGCGAUAAUUUUUUCGACGGGUUACAGGUUGUUUUCGGAACAAUGCUGGUUUGGAGUGAGUUGAUAACACCACAUGCAAUCAGAGUACAAACGCCGCCACGGCAGAUUCCUGGCGUCGUCGAGGUGAUACUGUCAUAUAAGGGCAAACAAUUCUGCAAAGGUUCGCCAGGUCGAUUCGUCUACGCUUCUCUGAGCGAACCAACGCUCGCUUAUGGCUUCGAAAGGCUUCAGAAGCUUAUACCAAGACAUCCGGGCGAUCCCGAUAAAUUGCCCAAGGAAAUAGUACUGAAGAGAGCUGCCGAUCUAGCUGAAGUGCUAUACAGUUCGCAACGAGCGACGAAUGCUAUAGCAUCUUCGGCGCCUAGAAGUCCAGGUUCGAGUACUCACGCGGCUGCUCCGCCACCAACAUCUACUGCUACAACGGGCUUCAAUUCGUAUACUGGCCAAUUGGCGGUUACUGUGCAAGAAAAUGGAGCGUCGUCGAAAUGGACAGAUGAUGGAACAUCGGUAACUACGGGCACAGCAAGCGGUACUACCAGUGCCAGCAAUAACGGAGCGAACAGCAGCAACGGUAGCGCGAACGCCAGCGACGCUUAUCGACAAAGCAGCAGUGCAAGUCCACGUGGCCACGUGUCCAGUGGAGGUGGAGCUGGCUAUUGUGGUAGCUCCGCAAGUACACCCCACAGCCACAGUACUAGUGGUAGUUAUUCUGUGGCCAAUCCUUACGCUGGCAGUCCGACUUUGUACACGUCUCUGGGUAUGUUGCAGGGUUAGGUGAAGUUGGAACUUUCAACCCAUUCGUAUUGCCAACCUGUGGACAUCAAGGCUAUGGAAGUACGUCGACUGCUGGAAGCCCCUUGAUAUCCAGCGGCAAAUAGGGACGGAGGCGUACCAAGUGCGCCGCGUAGAUCACACACCAAGCAACCAGUGCGACUGUCAUUUUUACUCGAGCGGCUUAGGAUACUUAAAAAACAGAAAACAAACUUUAUACAUAUCUAUUAAUCCGAGAGAUUAUUUAAGUCAUUAUCUCUUUCUUUUUUCUUUUUUCUCUUCCAAUAUAGUGUUUCCGUGAGUGUUUCGUAUUAUAUUUCAGAAUCACAUCGAGAAUAAUUUUGCUAUAUCAUUGAAAUAAUGAUCAACUCGCAAAUGCUAUCUCCAGAGUAUUAAUGGGAAAUUGGAAUUUUUCACAGUGUUAUUUGAGCAUUACUACAGUGCUCGUAGCAACGAAACAUUUUUUCUUUGAGCGAUAAAAACUAAAAUUCAAAACGGUAUCUCGUACAGCAUGAAAGUUGAAUUACAGGAGUGGAGAAAAAGACAUUUUUUUAGAACAAGGCACAAAAGACAGUAUGAAUCCAACUCGCGAGACGUGCAUUAACAAGCUCUCCCGUCGUCCGAGAAAAGAGAGCAAGUAUACGGUAUCAGUUUGAAUUCAGAAGCAAGAUACGAGAGCUAUGCAUAACGGCGUCUCUGAAUUUUUCAUAAACUCGUCGUCGUCGUUGACGACGACCUGAAGAGAUGCCACCGGACAGACAUAUCGCUUAUCAAUGACUAACAGACAUACACUCACACAAGCAUAUACACAUAAUCCGUAGUUUAUAUCAACGCACUCACACCUUUUCAACUCUCGGCCGAUUAAUCUCUCGUAGUAAGUUUAUAAGUAACGUGCGUAUACAUAUUAUAUAUAAAGUGUAAAUUAUCAAUUUGUAAAUAGUGUUGCGAUGUACAAACCAAAUCGUAUUGUGACGAAACGUAUCUAUUUGUAAGUUAAACUCCCCUACACUUUUCAGCGAAGGAAUCUAUAAGUACGAGUGUAGAGUUAUCGUUAAUUAUCUAUACAUAGAUGUACAUAAUAUUGUAGAGCGUAUCUCGUAGCUUAUCUUUCCAGCGAGAAAAUUUUGCAUGAUUCGUAAUGUUUCUUUGCUAUACUUAAAAACAAUAAGAAACAUUGAAUCAGGUAGAAUUUCAGUAUUGUAUAGAAAAAACAAACAAAAAGGUACAUAUAAACUAAACUGCAGAUUGUUUGAUAAAUUGGUCCAAACAUGUCUUAUACAACUCAUGAAAGUAUACGAAAGAGGAACAAAUAGUAGUGAAUUUUAAGUGACUUUGUAAAGAAAAAAAAUAAAAACUUAAAACUACGCAAGCACAUAAAAAUAAAAGAACCGCGGAGACUGUUAGUUAUUGUCAUUUCAUUUUCAUGGCGAUACAAGAUAUACAUAUAUGAGUUUUAAGUGUAAGCUGUGAACAUUUUGUAAUGAUUUGUUUUUCUUUUAUUUCACUUUUUUAGCAAUCGCCGACUUGUUGAGUUUUGUAUUUAAGUUUCUUUUUAUAUAAAUGAUUAUUACACUUAUUAUUCGUCACAGAUUUAAACAUAAUGCAGGCAUGUAAGUCCAAUCUCCGAAUAUAAGAAAUAAUGAAAAAAAUACAAUGAAAAAAAGAAUCUUGUUGAUGUAUAUUAAUA
This is a messenger RNA of Phymastichus coffea, 3862 nucleotides long. It is a transcript of the gene kn, whose product is annotated as transcription factor collier. Gene Ontology annotation, biological process: regulation of transcription by RNA polymerase II. The transcript is spliced from 13 exons. Lineage: Eukaryota; Metazoa; Arthropoda; Insecta; Hymenoptera; Eulophidae. Gene Ontology annotation, molecular function: DNA-binding transcription factor activity, RNA polymerase II-specific; RNA polymerase II cis-regulatory region sequence-specific DNA binding. The record is from RefSeq and is a predicted model, not a curated record. Bases 607 to 2178 code for a protein of 523 amino acids.